GUUUAUUUCCGGAAGUAAGUUGUUGUCAGUCUCAGACUUUCCAUCAGGACUAUCAAACCUCAAAUCUAAAGCACCGCUCCGACAGCCUCUCUAGGUGUGUCCACAUUCACAGGAUGGCACAUUGGUUUCACAGAAACCCGCUGAAGGCAACAGCGCCUGUGUCCUUUAAUUUCUAUGGAGUGGCAGGGAGCCCCGCUGCCAAUAAGAUAUGCAAUGACCUGAGGACAACCAGGGCGAGACUGCUGGAGAUGUUCACCGAUGUCACCUGCAACCCAGAGAUCAUGAAAAAUGCCACAGAUGCUUACUUCUCCCUCCUGCAAGGUUUUAUUGCAUCCUUGGAUGGAACUACACAGGAGAACAAGAUGAGGUUCAUCCAAAACUUUAAGUGGACUGACACCUUACAAGGAAACACACCAAGUGCCCAGCAGGAUGCAGUCUUUGAACUGGUCUCUAUGGCCUUCAAUGUAGCCCUGUGGUACACCAAGUUUGCCUCAAGACUAGCAGGGAAGGAAAACAUAACAGAGGCUGAAGCGAAAGAUGUUCACCGGAGCUUGAAGGUUGCUGCUGGAAUAUUCAAAAAUCUCAAGGAGAUCCACAUCCCUCGCCUCAUCACUCCGGCCGAAAAGGGCAGAGACCUGGAGCCCAGAGUGAUCGACGCAUAUAUCAUCCAGUGUCAAGCAGAGGCGCAAGAAGUGACAAUCGCCAGAGCAAUUGAACUGAAGCACAACGCCACACUCAUCGCAGCGUUGGCAUUUGAGACGGCAAACUUCUAUCAGAAAGCUGACCACACGCUGAACACCUUGGAGCCAGAGUGCAGCAGCAAGUGGAGGAAGUAUCUUCAGCUGAAGCAGCACUUUUACAUGGCUUAUGCGUACUGCUAUCAUGGACAGACACUCCUGGCGAGCGACAAGUGUGGCGAAGCUAUAAGAUCCCUCCAGGAGGCAGAAAAGUGCUACUCUCGUGCUGAGGCGCUGUGUAAAGAGUAUCGUCAGACCAAAGGCCCGGGUACCACGGCCAAACCAUCGGAGCAGCUGUUCUUCCUCAAACUGGGCGGCCUCAUUAAGAACACACUGGAGAAGUGCCAGAGAGAAAAUGGCUUCAUAUACUUCCACAAGGUCCCAGCUGAGGCGCCCCAGCUGGAGCUAAAGGCGAGUUACGGCCUGGCUGAGCCAAUCGCCUUCGAGCUGCCGUCUCUCAGCGAGCAGUGCACUGCUGAAGUCUACGCCACCUUUGAUCUGACCAAGGGAGCCAAAAACGAUAAGGCCAAACCCAAGGACGAGGAGGUGAAACCGGUGAAGGAACCAGAUUUGAAGCCCCAGAAGGACACGGGCUGCGUGGUCUCCUAAACCGUCCACCCGCUGCAUUUUCACUAUCAUGAAUUAUAACGAUGGCAUCCAUUUUCCCUUCUCAUGUAAACCUCCAUAGGAAAAAAUGUAUUUUGUUUUUGUUUUUUUUGCAAUAUUAAUCCAUGGUGUUUUACAUUUAUGCUGUAUUGUAUUUGAAUAUGACAGCCAUCAUCGUCACAUCUGAGCCAGAGCCAGUGAAACACCACAUCAUGUGGCCGCAUCCUCAAAACAUUUAACUCCAACGGAAACACCUUUAAAAACAGUGCUUUCAGUUUCUGGUUGGCGAUUAUCUCACAGUUAAAAGAAAUCAGCCUUAUGGUUUUAUUAUUGCCUACAGUGUAAACCUGUGUGGCUUAGUGAACCUUUCUGAAGCUCUGGCCUGGUUAACGAUGAUUUAAAUAAUGGAGACUGUAUUAAAUACGCUGAAAGUGGCCUAAAAAUGUAGUAGUAGCAUCCAAAAUGAUAAAGCAUUUAUAUCGAACAUUUAGCACUACAUAGAAUGUGCUGUGAAUUAUAACGAAUGAGUAAACGUAGGAAACCGCUUUCCCACAAUCAGCCUGUAUACUACCUAAAUACUGGUGUGUGAUUAACAGAAAUGCAAAUCAGCCGUGGACAGACGAGACUGCAUGUGUUGUUGCUGGUGAAUUUGGUUUGUUUUAGCUGUAGCAGUUUACAAUCAAUAUUUGAUUUGGCUUACAUUACACAUGUAUUAUAGUUUUGUUUGGUUUUUUUUGUACAUGACAUGACGUAGCUGUUUUCUACUCUGACUAUUCAUUUGAGGGAGCUUUAUCACCGGAUAAGGCUACAUCUUUCUUUACGUGAAGGCUGUGUAUUUGGGAUAUUGGCCCUUAUAACAGCAGUCUUUAAUUUAUUUCUGUUAUGUAAUAUUUUAAAAGACAACUUAAACACUUAAGACGGUAUAACUCAGAACUAAUGUUUUUGGUCGAUUUUAAUUUUCUUUCAUCGCUGAUACACGAAAUGCUUACUCUUAGACUUUUCAGCCGCUGUUUUCCAUCGUUGACACAGUUUUAAGUACUGUACAAAUACAGAGUGUUAGCCCCCUCCUUAAGUUCACAGGACGGGCGUUUGGGAAAUUAUUUCACCUGCUCUUCAGAACCUGCUUUACAGAAGUCGCUCGCAUUAUUAUAACUCGCCCAGUUUCAGAAUCAGACUCCUGGAAACUUGUAUAAACUGUAAUAUACUGCUUACAUGAACACAUUUAACCAACGUGUAUAUUUGCUUACCUGAACUAGACUCAAAGAGUAGCUAAAAGCAGAUGAGCAAAAACUCCCGUCACUAAUUUCUUUAUGCCACACUGCAGCAUCUUUGCACUUUAUUUUCAGUUGUGCGGCAAUUCCAGUUGGUUCAGAUACUCGUGGUUUGAUUUGGUUUUGACUGUCGUGUAGUUCAUUACACUUGAAGGAGUAAAUUUAAUCGCAGAAAUCAGACCAAUGCUAAUUCUUUAUUGUCAUAGAGUGUUUCACAUCAACAUGACGGUGUGGACUCUUGUAGCGCCUUCCUCUAAUAGUGUCCUUCAUGUAAAAUGUAUUUCAAAUGGUAUUAAAUCAUCCAUGAAACUCA
Molecule: messenger RNA, 2927 nt
Organism: Stegastes partitus (bicolor damselfish)
Lineage: Eukaryota; Metazoa; Chordata; Actinopteri; Pomacentridae
Gene: brox
Product: BRO1 domain and CAAX motif containing
Exons: 13
Coding region: 114-1346 (410 amino acids)
Source: RefSeq, a predicted model, not a curated record